Vombatus ursinus (common wombat) is the source of this 4367-nucleotide messenger RNA. Its product is annotated as desmoglein-3-like. Gene Ontology annotation, biological process: homophilic cell-cell adhesion. NCBI's taxonomy places the organism in Eukaryota, Metazoa, Chordata, Mammalia, Diprotodontia, Vombatidae. The transcript has 16 exons. Gene Ontology annotation, molecular function: calcium ion binding. Gene Ontology annotation, cellular component: plasma membrane; desmosome. Bases 258 to 3323 code for a protein of 1021 amino acids. The record is from RefSeq and is a predicted model, not a curated record.
AAAGGAUUCAAUUCACAAGAAAUGAGGUGUGUCUAAGGUUUUACCUGGAAGCAAAAAUGAUGCAAGUCUUUCAGGUGAGACCAACCCAAAGUUUUAGGGUGGAGAAUCACAUAACAGUUGCAUGUGUACGUUUGAGGAGAAGAGAGCAGACACACUGCUGAGAUCCAGCUUCUCCAAGUUUCCAUUUCAAAAAGUUCCAUAGACUAGGACCAAAACAGCCGCUCACUGGGAUUUGUUUGCAGGAGAAAUCAGAAGCCAUGGGCUGGCUUGCUUUAAGUACUGCGGGAACUCUGGUCAUUUUAAUGGUGGUGGUGGAGGUCAAUAGUGAAUUAUGGGUAGAGGUAAAAGAACAAAAUGAAGACAAUGGCACAAUAUUGCAGAAGCCCUUCAGAAGGUAUAAACGUGAAUGGGUCAAAUUUGCAAGACCUUGUCGAGAAAGAGAAGACAAUUCAAAGAGGAAUCCAAUUGCUACUAUUAGUUCAGAUUUUCAAAAAACCCAGAGAAUUACCUAUCAUAUCUCUGGAGUGGGAAUUGAUCAGCCCCCUUACGGUAUCUUCGUUGUUAACCCCAGAACUGGAGAAAUUAAUAUAACAUCAAUCGUUGAUCGUGAGGAAACCCCAAUGUUCCAUAUCAACUGCCAGGCUCUGGAUGAAAUGGGAAGGAAUGUAGAGACACCUCUUGUGCUUACAGUUAAAAUUUUAGAUAUCAAUGACAACGCUCCAGUGUUCUCACAAAGUGUAUUCUAUGGUGAAAUUGAAGAAAACAGCGCUGCAAAUACACUGGUGAUGGUGUUAAAUGCGACAGAUGCUGAUGAACCGAAUCAUCUAAAUUCUAAAAUUGCCUUCAAAAUAGUCUCUCAAGAGCCUGCAGGGCAACCCAUGUUCCUCCUAAAUAGACACAAUGGAGAAGUGCGUUCUAUGACCAGUACUCUUGAUAGAGAGAAAUACAGCAAGUAUAGCCUGCGUGUAAGUGGUGCAGAUCUUGAUGGAGCUGGACAGGCAACUGAAUGUGGGUGUCAAAUUACAAUUAAAGAUGUCAAUGAUAAUUUCCCAAUUUUUACAGAAUCACAGUAUUCAGUAAAGAUUGAAGAAAAUAUUCUUAGUUCUGAAGUCUCUCGGUUUCACGUAACAGAUCUUGAUGAAGAGUUCACAGAUAAUUGGUUUGCAGACUAUUCCUUUACCUCUGGAAAUGAAGGAAAUUGGUUUGUAAUAGAAACAGAUGCAAAAACCAAUGAAGGAAUCCUGAAAGUGGUUAAGGCUCUGGACUAUGAACAAUUUCAAACCAUGAAACUUGUUAUAACUGUUAAAAACAAAGCUCCAUUUCACCACUCAGUUAUCUCUCAGUAUAAAACUCAGUCGAUUCCCGUCACAGUUGAGGUUAUAAAUGUAAAAGAAGGGAUUGCAUUCCAUCCUACUUCAAAGACUUUUACAGUACAGAAAGGCAUAAGUUACAAAAAAUUAAUCAAUUAUGCUCUUGGAGUAUACGCAGCCAUUGAUGAAGAUACUGGCAAACCUGCAUCAUUUGUCAGAUACGCAAUGGGACGUAAUGAUGGUGGUUACUUAGUCAUUGAUUCAAAAACUGCUCAGAUUAAAUUUGUUAAAAACCUUGAUCGAGAUUCACCAUUCAUAGUCAAUAAGACAUUAACAGCUGAGAUUCUGGCAAUAGAUGAUAACACAGGGAAGACAUCAACAGGCACCGUAACUGUUAGAGUGCCAGAUUUCAAUGAAAAUUGUCCUACGGUUUUUGCUGACAAGCAAACAGUUUGUCGUACAUCUGCAUCAGUUAUUGUCACAGCUAAGCCUCUGCCAAACCAGCCAGACACUAGACCCUUCACAUUUUCCCUGGUUGAACAGCCUCAGGGAACCCCAGCCACAUGGAGCAUUACAACAAUAAAUGAUACCUCUGCAAAUCUGAGAGCCCAGAGAGCACUAUCUUCUGGAACACAUCCACUUUCUCUCAUAGUUACAGACAGGGAAGGUAUAAGUUGUGAAAUACCAGAGACUCUGGAAUUACAAGCCUGUGACUGUGAUGAGAAGCAAGUGUGUUUUAAUAGAGUUCCUUCUCCAAGUAUCAGACCUGACGACAGUAACAAGCAAACAGGGACACCAUCGGUAGGCCUUGGUCCUGCUGGCAUCGGUCUGCUCCUUCUUGGCCUGUUGAUGUUGCUGUUGGCCCCCCUUCUGCUACUAUUUUGUGACUGUGGAGCAGGAGGUCUGGGUGGGGUUGGAUCUGGAUUUGUUCCUGUGCCAGAUGGAUCAGAAGGAACAAUUCACCAAUGGGGAAUAGAAGGUGCCCAGCCACAAGAUAAGGAAAUCACAAAUAUUUGUGUGCCUCCAAUAACAGCCAAUGGAACUGAAUUCAUGGAAAAUUCUGAAGUUUGCACAAAUGCCUACGCAGCAGAGACCAUCGUAGAAGGAACUCGCGGCAUAGAAUUAACAACCAGACUUAGAGCAGCUUCGGGGUCAGGAGGAACCACAGGCCUGGGAGGGGCUGGGUACUCAGGAACAAUGAAGACAAGACAUUCCACUGGAGGAACCGUUAGGGAAUAUCCUGAAGGAGGCGUCAAUGUGACUUUCCUAGACACCUAUUUCUCUCAGAAAGCAUUUGCCUGCACAGAGGAAGAUGACAGUCAAGGAAUAAGUGACUGCCUCUUAAUCUAUGAUGAUGAAGGAGUAGAACCUCCUAGUUCUCCCAUAGGCUGCUGUAGUUUUAUUGCAGAUGAUUUUGAUGAGAGCUUUUUGGAUUCCUUAGGGCCAAAAUUUAAGAAGCUGGCAGAUAUAAGCAUGGGUAUCGAUGAUGAAACCAAACUCUCUCAGGUACCUGGGAAAACAAACAUUAGUACAACUGAAAUACCUGGAUCACUGUCAGCAUCUGCUAUGUCCACCAAUGCUACCUGUCAGCCUAUUACCAAUGUUACCUGUCAGCCUACCACCGAUGUUACCUGUCAGUCUACCACCAAUGUUACCUGUCAGCCUACCACCAAUGUUACCUGUCAACUUGCUGCAGGAUCAACUUUCUAUAGCAAUGAAACUUCGACUCUCUCUGCUUCUGGGUCUAUCUUGCAGCCUGCAAUUCCAAUACCUGAUCCUUUGCUCCAGGGCAAUUUCUUGAUGACUGAAUCUUAUACUGCUUCUAGUUCAUUCCUUCAGCCUUCCAGUGUAGUCUUUGAUCCUCAGCUCACAGAAAAUGUGACAGUGACAGAAAGAGUGAUUUGCCCCAUUUCAGGUGUUUCUGGCAUUCAAGGCAAUUUACAUGGUUCUGCUCAGUUGGCAGGGUCAUGUAAUGUGACCUGCACAGAGGAUCCAUGUUCUCGACUGAUAUGACCAAGAUUAACUGGAAUGGAAUAAUGACAAAACUUGGCCAUUUUGUCCUAUUACAUAGCCCAAAGACAUUAUUGGCUGUUUUUAUCCAAUGACUAGGAUUAUGACCCAAAUUCUUUAACUCAGACAAUAAUAUGUUGUUGUGGUUGAUAUAAAAACAGUACUUGAAUUAUGGGAAUUCUGACAUCAAAAAGAAACCUAGUAACAUUUUCACCAGGCAAAACUGUGUGAAGUUUUGAAUCAUUCUCUUUUUGCAAUGCCAAUAAGGGCAGCAUAGCAUAGUACACAGAGGACCACCCACAGAGUCAGGAAGACCCGGGUUCCAGUUCUGUCUCUGACAUGUACUGGCUCUGUGAUCAUGGGUAAAUCACUUUAUCUAGUAGUCACCCAUACUACUCUCUAAGACACUAAGUUACAAACAAGUUGCUCAUAUGUACUGGUGGAGGGAGUUUCUAGACCAGGCUUUCCUUAACCUAAUAAAAUUAGAGGUCCUAACAAAAAAAAAAAUUAAUGAAGGUAAAAUUAGUAGAUACAUACUUCCAAAAGCAAUGCUUUUUGGAAGAGAGUUCAGCCCCAACUUUGAAGACAGGAGAAAUGGGGUUUCUUCUUGACUGUCACUCUUUCUUAUGCCUUACUAUGUUGUAGGCAUCAAAAGCUGUCUUCAGAAGCACUUUGAGCUGCUAGGAGAGAAAAAUAAUAGUAUAUGUUCAAUGUCAUCUGUCUCAUCUCUGGUGUUGGGAGACAUUUGUGUAAAACAGAUAUAUGAAAGUACUGUUUUUAUGCAUUGAGCUUUUGUUAGAUCUCCCAUACUUAUCAGAAAAUAAGCAAAUUGUAUAUUUAGGACAUGCUGAAAUAUUUAAGAAAUAUUAGAAGUAUGUAAACAAACUGUUGUUGAUUUGUGAGCAAUAGCUAAUAUAUUCUAACACCUUGAAAGAAUCCAAAGGUUCCAUUCUAUAGUUGACAUUUAUGGCUUCAAGUACUUCUCAUAGUGAGAGGUAAGCAUGGUAAUAAGUCUUUGGAAAAGGGCUCCAUUUUUAAAAAAAAAAA